AAAAUAUAAAUGUUUCUCAAGAAUAUGUUUAAGAGACAGACUCGUUUCGAAAAGAAUCUCUUUGAAAGUACCAUUUAUGAUAAUUCUGAAACAGUUGAUUUAGAAGAUAUUAAGAAAAUGUUAUAAGGUAAAUAUUACUGAUUCAAAAAAGGUUAUCCCUCAAAAGAAGAAGAGGAUUAAUUAGUUUAGAGCAUGACGAUUGUUUAAAUAUUUAAAGAAUUUUUACGACUAAUUCCAUAAUAAUUAGAAACUCCUAAAAAAUUAAAAGUAUUAUUAACAAUACAUGUCUUAAUGGGUGAUAUCAAACAUGGUAGAUUAUUUGUAUAAUAAUUCCUUGGAUGGAUGGGAUGGUAACAUACAGAACAAAAAGAUGUUUUUACAAAGUUCUCAUCUGUUUAAACUAUGAUCAUUCAAAAAUUAGCGUUGAUUAGUGAAAUUAUAUCGAAGAGUAAAUUAAAGAACAAUGUCAAUAUGAUAUGUAAAUCUAUUUCAAUUAUCAUUAUCCAUAGUUAAAGAUAUUGAAUCCAAUCUAAUGUAAUUUUAUAAAAUCAUUAAUGCAUUAAAUCUCAUUUUAGGAUAACAUGAUGUAUAAAAAUAUUUUUGAAAUAAGUUUUACGCACAGGUCUUUUCUACUCAUAAUAGAAUUGUAGUUAUGGAAAUUUAUUUACUAUUAUGGAAUGAUGUUAUUGGACUCUAUUUAAUGUUAGAAAGGUAAUUCUAUAAAAUAUUCUAGUUCAUAGGUUUGUUCAAUAAUUCUUGGAUUGUUAUCAAUAAAUGGACUAAUAAUAAUCAAUCCAAGUUUAUGAAUUGUUUAAUGAAUACAUUAAACUUACACCUCUAGUCAAAAAAUUUGCAUAAUUAUGCGUUUUCUUUUAAAAAUGUAAUAUCAAUGAACCUAAAUGGUAUUAACCAACUAAAAAGGAAAUUGAAGAACUUUAAAUUUAUUUUUAGAAUGUUAAAAUUUACCUUACUAGUAGAUCAAAAAGAUUAAAAAAUGAAAAAUCUAGUCCCUAACCAAAUCGAAAUUGUUAAACUUCUGGUAGAGAAAUGAAAAAAUCAUAAUCCUAAUCUUAAAUUAUCUAAAAAGAUGAUAAUAAACAACAAUAAGACAAUUAUUUAUCCAAUACUACUAUGAGUUAUGCAUAAAAAAUAAAUCAAGGAAAUAAUGCAUCUUAAGGAUUAUAAUACACAUUUGAGAGCGAUUGUUAAACAGGAGAUGUUGUUAAAUAAUGA
Molecule: messenger RNA, 1233 nt
Organism: Paramecium sonneborni
Lineage: Eukaryota; Ciliophora; Oligohymenophorea; Peniculida; Parameciidae
Source: the annotation of a GenBank genome assembly